Molecule: messenger RNA, 831 nt
Organism: Malassezia restricta
Lineage: Eukaryota; Fungi; Basidiomycota; Malasseziomycetes; Malasseziales; Malasseziaceae
Product: transmembrane protein 33
Exons: 3
Coding region: 1-831 (276 amino acids)
Biological process (GO): endoplasmic reticulum tubular network organization; membrane organization
Cellular component (GO): endoplasmic reticulum; membrane
Source: RefSeq, a predicted model, not a curated record
AUGCUAAAAGCUAGUGCUCCGCAUCUUGUCUGGGCCGCUGGUCACUUUCUCACCUUCUUUGCCGGUAUGCGAUACUGGCUUGCCGUGGCUGCAUUCUCCUGGACCGGUUACGAUUUGUGGUACCGCCUGGCGUAUCUCGGUGCUAUAGUCAGCUACGGCGUCGUCAUCUAUAAGAGCUUUGGUGUUCCACGCACAGAAAAGUCGUAUUUGCAGCGUGCUCUCAUGGAUGAGAACGUCCAAUACCUGGUGAUCGCAAUGUAUUGGUGUUGGAUCAAGCCUAUUUCCUUGACUCUUAUCCCCUACAUCACCUUUUCUCUCUUCCAUCUUCUCACGUUCACCCGCACUACCAUUCUACCUUCCAUGGUGCCUGCAGCACGGAAUGCUGAUGGCACAUCUUCGCCUGCAGGUGGCGACCUAUCCAAGUCUAUUCAGACUUGGGUGAAGCAGAAUUAUGACCUUGCUAUGCGCUUUGUGUCGUACUCUGAGGUGAUUAUUUUCAUUCGUGUUCUUUUUGGAGCCAUUCUGUUUCGCAAUUCGCUCUUGGCCCCGCUUCUGUAUGCACACUUCUUGCGCCUGCGCUUUUAUAUGAGCAGCUUCACACGUGCUGCGAUGCAACAUGUUCGUGCUGAGCUCGACAAGAUGACGCAGCAUCCAUCCUGCCCUCCCGCACUCCGUAAAGGAUACUUGAUGCUCACAGACUUAGUUACGCGUUACGCUUGCACUGUGCUCAGUAUUAGUAGGAACCAACCCGAACCUGCUAAUACUGCUAACCGCACAGCAGCCGCCUCAGCUUCUUCGCCGGCGGAUCCAACCAAGCUCAAAACUCGCUAG